AUGGUCUUCACCCUAAGAGCCCAUGCAGUUGCUCGCCGCACCAGCUCUGUCUGGGCCAAUGCCUUGCGCAUUCCACGAAAUUAUUCCACAGCUUCGAGUUCAGAUGGUACGCUUCCUUUGAUCGGUGUUCGUGUACUUGACAUGACGCGAGUUCUUGCGGGCCCCUACUGCACUCAAAUCCUGGGUGAUCUUGGAGCAGAUGUGAUCAAAGUCGAACAUCCCGUACGAGGAGAUGAUACACGAGCCUGGGGACCGCCAUAUGCGCAAUAUGAAGAUCCCUCAAGGACGGGACCUGGAGAGAGUGCUUACUACCUUGCCGUAAACCGCAACAAAAAGUCACUCGGGCUCUCAUUUCAACACAAAUCCGGCGUCGAGAUUCUACAUAAACUUGUCAAGGAGACCGAUGUUUUGGUCGAAAAUUACCUUCCAGGAGCUCUAAAGAAAUAUGGAAUGGACUAUGAGACGUUGCGAGAAAUUAAUCCCAAGCUCAUAUAUGCUAGUAUCACCGGCUACGGCCAAACAGGACCGUACAGUAAUCGAGCUGGCUAUGAUGUGAUGGUAGAAGCUGAGAUGGGAUUGAUGCAUAUUACCGGGUCGCGAGAUGGUACACCAGUGAAAGUUGGCGUGGCAGUCACGGACUUGACAACUGGUCUGUAUACUUCUAAUGCAAUUAUGGCAGCUUUACUUGCGCGAAUCCGCACCGGCAGGGGUCAGCAUAUUGAUGCCUGCUUGAGUGAUUGCCAAGUUGCUACACUGAGUAAUUUGGCCAGUUCGGCACUUAUUAGUGGCCAGAAGGACUCUGGGCGUUGGGGUACCGCACAUCCGUCUAUCGUGCCAUACCGAAGCUAUAAGACUUUUGAUGGAGACAUUCUUUUUGGAGGUGGAAAUGAUCGGUUAUUUGGUGUUCUUUGUGAUCGACUUGGGUUCUCUGAGUGGAAAACCGAUGUUCGCUUUAUUACAAACAGUGAUCGUGUUAAACACCGGGCUGUUAUCGAUGAGCUUAUUGAAAAUGUCACCCAACAGAAAACUACACAGGAAUGGCUAGAGAUCUUCGAGGGAAGCGGUAUGCCCUAUGCGGCUGUAAAUGAUAUUCAAGACACGCUGACCCAUGAACAUGUUCUUGCACGGAGCAUGGUCACGGAAGUUGAACAUUCUGCUUGUGGACCUAUCAAGCUGGUCAACACACCCAUUAAAUAUUCGGAGGCAACGCCUGGUGUACGCUCUCCUCCUCCCACACUUGGACAACAUACCGACGAGAUAUUGGGCAGUCUUUUGAAAUAUGAAGAGGCUGAUAUUGCUCGGCUUAAAGAAGAGGGUGUCGUGUCAUGA
This is a messenger RNA of Penicillium taxi, 1329 nucleotides long. Its product is annotated as CaiB/BaiF CoA transferase family protein. NCBI's taxonomy places the organism in Eukaryota, Fungi, Ascomycota, Eurotiomycetes, Eurotiales, Aspergillaceae. The transcript has 6 exons. The coding region runs from base 1 to 1329 and encodes 442 amino acids. Gene Ontology annotation, molecular function: catalytic activity. The record is from RefSeq and is a predicted model, not a curated record.